GACUCAGAAGGAGGCCUCUACGUGUGCAUGAACACGUUUCUGGGAUUUGGAAGGGAGCACAUCGAGCGGCAUUACCGGAAAACGGGCCAGUGUGUGUACCUGCACCUGAAACGGCACCUGAGACAGAAGGUACCAGGAGCAUCUGGUGGAGCUUUACCAAAAAGGAGGAACGCUAAGCUAUUUUUAGAUCUGGAGAUAAGCAGUGAUCUCAACAGUGAUGACUUUGAAUAUGAGGAUGAAGCAAAACUUGUUAUCUUUCCUGAUCACUAUGAAAUCUCAUUACCCAACAUAGAAGAGCUACCAGCACUGGUGACGAUAGCUUGUGAUGCACUGCUCAGUGCAAAAUCACCCUACAGGAAACAGGAACCUGACUCCUGGGAAGAAGAGCUGCAGGCAUCUAAACAUGCUAAAACACUUGUACAGUUAGACAAUGGUGUUAGAAUUCCCCCCAGUGGUUGGAAGUGCUCCAGGUGUGACCUGCGGGAGAACCUGUGGCUGAACCUGAGCGACGGCUCCGUGCUCUGUGGGAAGUGGUUCUUCGAUGGCAGCGGGGGCAACGGGCACGCCGUGGAGCACUACAGGGACACGGGCUAUCCCCUGGCAGUGAAGCUGGGCACCAUCACUCCUGAUGGAGCAGAUGUCUAUUCCUUUGAUGAAGAGGAGCCGGUCUUAGAUCCACAUAUAGCAAAACACUUGGCACACUUUGGAAUUGAUAUGCUGCAGAUGCAAGUGACAGACAACGGGCUAAGAGAUAAUGACAUAAAGCCAAGAGUCUCAGAAUGGGAAGUGAUUCAGGAAGCUGGUGUGAAACUCAAGCCCAUGUAUGGGCCAGGAUACACUGGCAUGAAGAACCUGGGGAAUAGCUGCUACCUCAAUGCUGUCAUGCAAGCCAUUUUCAGCAUCCCAGAGUUCCAGCGAGCGUAUGUGGGAAACCUUCCACGAAUAUUUGACUACUCCCCUCUUGAUCCAACCCAAGAUUUCAAUACUCAGAUGGCUAAACUGGGACACGGCCUCCUUUCAGGCCAAUACUCUAAGCCACCCAUGAAAUCUGAGCUCAUUGAGCAGGUGAUGAAAGAAGAACACAAGCCUCAACACAAUGGAAUAUCUCCUCGAAUGUUCAAGGCUUUUAUAAGUAAAGGCCACCCAGAAUUUUCCUCUAACAGACAACAAGAUGCACAGGAAUUUUUCCUUCAUCUAAUAAAUCUAGUAGAGAGGAACCCCGUGGGCUCGGAGAACCCCAGCGAUGUGUUCCGGUUCCUGGUGGAGGAGCGCACGCAGUGCUGCCAGUCCCGCAAGGUGCGCUACACCCACAGGGUGGACUACAUCAUGCAGCUCCCCGUGGCCAUGGAGGCAGCCACCAACAAAGAUGAAUUAAUUGCCUAUGAACUGAAGAGGCGAGAAGCAGAAGCUGCAAGGAGACCUCUGCCAGAGCUGGUCCGUGCCAAGAUCCCAUUUAGUGCUUGUCUGCAGGCCUUUUCUGAGCCCAGCAAUGUGGAGGACUUCUGGAGCAGUGCCCUUCAAGCAAAAUCUGCUGGAGUUAAGACUUCCCGCUUUGCUUCCUUUCCUGAGUACUUAGUGGUGCAGAUAAAGAAAUUCACCUUUGGCCUUGACUGGAUACCCAAAAAGCUUGAUGUUUCUAUUGACAUGCCAGAUUUCCUGGAUAUCACUCACCUUCGGGCCAGGGGGCUCCAGCCAGGAGAAGAGGAACUCCCAGACAUUGCUCCUCCCAUUGUCAUUCCUGAUGACCCAAAAGAUCACAUGAUGAACCAUUUCGUGGAGUCCCUAGAUAUUGAUGAGUCUUCAGUAAUGCAGCUGGCAGAGAUGGGCUUUCCUUUGGAGGCGUGUCGGAAGGCUGUGUACUAUACAGGCAACCUGGGUGCUGAAGUUGCUUUCAACUGGAUCAUUGCACACAUGGAAGAGCCAGACUUUGCUGAGCCAUUGGUCAUACCUGCAUUUGGGGAAGUUGCUUCCAGUGGGGCAGCUGCUUUAGGAGCUGUAGGAUUAGAUAACCAGCCUCCUGAAGAGAUGGUUGCAAUCAUCAUUUCCAUGGGAUUCCAGAGGAAUGUGGCAAUUCAGGCGCUGAAGGCAACAAACAACAACUUGGAGCGUGCACUGGAGUGGAUCUUCAGCCACCCUGACCCUGAGGAAGAAAGUGACCCUGCUUUGGACACCAUGGAUAUGGAGAACAAUGCCAAUGCCAAUAUCCUUGCAGAGCCAGGGUCAGAGGGACCCAGGAUCAAAGAUGGCCCUGGAAGAUAUGAGCUGUUUGGGUUCAUCAGCCACAUGGGAACAUCCACAAUGAGUGGCCACUACGUUUGUCACCUCAGAAAGGAGGGAAGAUGGGUGAUCUACAACGACCUUAGAGUCUGUGCCUCAGAACGACCUCCCAAAGACCUGGGCUACAUUUAUUUUUACCACAGGAUACCAAGUUAGGCCUCAAAUCUAUCACCUGGCCUUAAGAAGCCAUAAGCCUUUUUAACCUGCCCAAAAAAAGCCUACAAUAAAAAUCUAAAACCAACAAAAGACCCCUUAACCCUUGGACUGCCAAAAAGCAAAGGAAACCAUGGGAUGUUUAUAGUGUAUUUAAAAACAAUCAUUUGAUGCCGCCUUAAGUGUUAGAUGGAAGAUUUCUAUUAGGUGCUGUAUAGGACAUUGUUUUAAAUUUAUACACCUUGCAGGCCAUGUGGAUUUCUGGUGGAGUUUGCAGCUAGUGUGUGGAGAAUAUGGAAGCUUCAGUGUUGAGCAGAAACAGUUCAGCCCAGCUCCUGCCUGUCCUGCCCGUGCAUCCUUUGAAGAGCACAAACAGAUUUUUGUGUCCUUGGUGACUGGGAGCCUGUGUUUGCAUCCAGAGUCCAGAUCAUGUCGAGAAAUCAUUUGUAGGGAGGGGGUUUGUGGCUGUUCUUCAGAGCAGAAUGUCCUUUCUCAGAGAUUAUUUUCAGUGCAGUGAGAAAAGUCAGCUGAAGUUGUAUCUGUUGGAAUUCUGUGGUACAGUAUCUUGAUUUGACUUUUCCAGCUUAAGCCUAAGAGACUGAUGGAGACAGGAGCAAUCUCCUGUCAGUGCCCUGUACAUUUUUUGCCAAAGAGAAAUUUUGUUUUUGCAGACAUAGGUUUCUUCAUCUUCACUUGAAUGUUUAUUUAGUAAGUUCUACCAACAGAUUCAGGAUUACAGAUGGCUAAAAGCAGCAGACUUUCUGACUAUGAAAUUAAAUGCACACCCUCAGGAAAGGCAAGGCUGUUAUUUAAAUUUUGUUUUCAUAUGGAGGAGGUAAAGAAGGGUUUAAUGUCCCAUUAUAUUUAUGUCAGGGAAAUUUGUAUCUAGACCACUCAUAUUCCAUCUGAAAUCAACUCCCUGACAAAGUACAUGCAGUGCAAUCCUGCUUUCUGCUAAAGAUUGCCUAAAUAUUGACUUUCAUAUCUAAAUGCGGGAAAUUGCUUAGUGAGUUUUCUGAUUUAUUGAUUUACCCCUCUCUUCCUCCGUUAAAAAACCAAACCAAAAUAACAACAACCAACAGGAACAAAAAAAAAAAAAACCCACAACAAAACCCCCUUGAAUUGAUAUUCUCAGUUUCUUUAAACUUGCAAAUGCAUCAAUAAUCUGAUCUCUCCAACAGACACCUUCUAAAAGGGGUCUGAUAUCUCUGGCAGGGAUGGUGGGGUGGGUAGGCAGGGGCUGGCCUUUCCUGUCUUUUUUAAAAUUUUUAUGGUGUUAUUUAAGUGUUUUUCACAGGUGAGAAUGCAUAUGUGGGUUUUAAAAUUAUAUUUGAAAACACUAAUUCUAGAAAAAUUACAAUGGUGAGUGCAAAACGUUUCAUGAUUCUGGAAAAAUAACCCAAAGGUUCCCAGUGUUGGACACUGCUUAGAGGCUGUUGCUGGAGUUGCCUUGUACAGUGUUACCAAGCCCUCAAAAUAAAUUGCAGCAGUAAAAAAAAAAAAAAACCAAAAAACCCCCCAAAAACCCAACUUUUUUUGCAGAGUGCAGGAGAGCCAGAGAGAUGUCAUUACAUUUUCUCUGCUGUUAGUGCCUGCAAGUUUUAAUAGCAAAUUCAGGCAGCUACACACUACAGAAGAUAACCCAAAUUAAACAUCUGUUUAUGAAAAGGGAAUUUUAGUUUUUGCAUUGUCUGGGGAAAAAUAAUUCUCCCUCUGGUCAUAAAGCUACGCAUAGAGCCAAAAUACACUAUUAGGAUUUUAAUCAGGUUUUGAUCAUAAAAGGUUGUGAGAGAAAUUCCAGUGCAAUAAUUCUGUAGAGUGUAAAGGUGUCUCUUUGCUGGGAGAGCUCCCUGCUCUUAAGGCUCUUGUGGACACAUUAGUGCAGUGUCCUGGCACAUUAAUGGGUGGCCCCUGUGACAUUCAGCUGCCUUGUGCUUUUUGAGCCACCAGCUCUGGAUUAAAUAAAAGCUGCCAGUUAUUUCUUUGCUUCUUCCAGAUUUUGGAUAUUUGAGGACUUCACCAGAAAGUGACAGGUUUGAAAAUGGGAUCAGCAAAUUAUGCAGUGAUACAUCUUCUAUUUAAAGUGAAAGAGCAAAACUUCUGUAUGUAUGUGUGUUUCUUCAUUCUGGCAGUAGAAAAAGGAGAAAAAGCCUUUUUUUUCUCCCCUCCUUUAAUUUUUAAUUCUUUUUUUGAAAUUCCUAUGUAUAUUCCAAAGAGGUUCAACACAACAGCUUCCUCUUGCCUCAUGAACUUAAAGGGCUAUUCAGAAACCAACAAGAUCUGGUGACUGCUCCCUUUUUAUUUAGAAAUAUUGGGUAAAUAAAGGCCAGCUGAGUAACCCCCAUGUUCAUUGCCCAACUGGAAGCAUGGCUGGUCUUGCAGGGUCAAGGAUGGAGCUGGAAUCUUGCAAAGUGCUUGGUGCAUCCCAGAGCUGUGAUGGCUGUGCAGCUGCCUGGGCUCAGGAGGAACAUUUGGAGAAUGAUAAACUGGAAAUGUGACUGGAAGGGGAGGGCCCUUGGCUGGCUGUGGUGAGUGAAUUGGAGCAGCUCAGGUGCUGGGGUUCUUCUCAUUUCAUAAUUUUUGUGUUUUGCCUGCCCAAACCAAAGUUAGUCAGGAGUGCAGGGAGCAGUUUAGAGGAAAGGAUUGCAGGUUUUCUAAAAUUUAGCUGUUAAAAAUAUAUUAGAAGUUCUUCAGUCAGGUACUUGAGGAAUUGCUUUAUUCUCUCCCAAAACAGUGGCCUCCCUCCUUUUCUCAAGUGGCUGGUUAAGUUGUCUCCCUUUUGUGAUGGGUUUUGUGUGAAGAACAUCAAGAACCCGGAGGAGCAGGAUGUAAACUCCUGACUCCUCAGCCUAAUGGGGGGCAGAGGAGUUUUGGUUUUUUUUAAACUCCAGCAUUGCAGAAACCCCACUGAAACAGACUGUACUGAGGGAAUGACUGAUCUGCCAGGCUGUGUCUGCUGCAGGCUGAAUGUGCUGAAUGUGCCAGGGCACAGCCUGGGCACACUCCCUGUGGGUGCUGGGGGCUCCGUGAGCUGGGAGCUGCCUGACAAAAAAGAAUGGGGGAAGAAAAAUCACUGUGAGCUGUUAGAGACAAUCUGACCUGAGAAUCACAGCAAGCCAGGACCUGGCAGUAAAUAAAGCUCUUAUUUCUCAGACUUAUUUUUACAUUUUUGUAUGGUACAUUUAGGCUAGGAGAAAGGAAGGAAGAAAAACUCAAUAACUUUUCCUUGAUUUCCUCUUCUCUUAUUCCUAGCAGUAUGCUGGAUCCAGUAGACUCCUCAUUCUGAGUUACAAUCUCCUGUCUCCAAAACACGUGUAGACACAAACUCCUAUUUAAUCUUCCUAGCUAAAAUAUAAUUAGGAUAAAAAUUAAUUUAUUCAAACCUGUAGUUUUAAAAUAAGAGUAGAUGUUUCUGAACUUCUAAUCACUUGUAACUCCACUGGGUUCAGUGCCAUUACCUCUGACUGACUUUGGUGUAAGUGAAACCAACAUCAGCCCAGUUCUAGAUUCAGACAGCCUCCACCAGGUCACAGAACACAUCCAGAAUGUGGAUGCAUCCAGAGCUCAUUAGAUUUCCUUAGAAACCUCUCCAACUGAUUCCUUUUGUUCUCCAUCCUGGCAGCAGCCAUUUUUAUCCUCUUUGCUGUUCUCAUGCAUUGGAAGUCUAUGCAAAAUAUGUAACUGGACAUUUUAUUGUUUUCCCUGUCGCCCUUCCUCCCUCAAUGGCUGAGAUUGGUGUCUGAUUUCUACUCAGUCUUCAGUGGUUUUACUGUUGUAUCCUGGAAGUGUCUGUCCUGGUUUACUUUGCACCAUUCAGAGUUGUUUGCUUGAAGCACUGUUAACUUUCUGGAGAGUAUUUGUCUGAGAUGAGAAAGGCUGUGAAUGACGUUGUUGCAACCGUUUUAAAUUAAAAAGAAAUAUUCUCACAUCUGGUGACUGUGUGGAUUCUUGCUUCUUUAUUCCUGUCUGAACUGGAGAGGAAUAGACAGAAUGUGUUUUGAUGCUGCCUCUCACUCUUUGUGUUCACAUUUGGUGUUUUACUUGGAAAGACCCUGCAUAGGGAAUAGAGAGGUUUGUGAGACUCUUGAUUUCUUGUGACUCCUGGCAUUUCUGUGGAUUUAAGGAAAAAAAAAAAAAAAAGUAAAAUCCCCAAGCCCUGAAUGGAUAUACAGCAUGGCAAAAAAUAGAAAUCAGGUUUUAAGUUAGACUGGUUUGUUUGUUUUUAACUGUUAGGCCUUUUGAUGUUCUUUGAUCACAAGAGUUGGCAAUGUUUGUGUGGAAUAGUGCUGUCAUUUCACUCCAAAUUUCUGCUUUAUCAUGGUCUGUAAUUCCUCAUACUCAGAAAUUGCUUCUGCUGCUCAGUAAAGGAGAAAGAACUCUGUUUUCCUCACGUGUAUUUCUUCACAUAGAAAUGUGACUUUUGGGACUCUGGUAGAUGCAAGAGGCUGAAAAAGAAGACUGAGAGGGGACAACUUUUUAUAGGAUCACAGGACCAGCAGCUGGAGCAGAGAUGUCCCUUGUGACCAUGGCAACCCAAGCCACGCUGUUCACACCACUUGUGGCAACUGGAAGAGGUGGGAGAGGUGGAGAGUGGCUCUCUGUAGAAGCUAACCAGCUCUGUUCACAAUUUCCAGGAGUUUCCUGUAUGGGAUUUGUGCCUGGCUGUUGCAGGCUGUUUGUGGGAAGCAGUGUUGGAUACCUGACAAGUUCCCACCCUCUGCUCCCCCUCACUGAAGUGGGAGAUUGUCCCUCAGGUGUACAAGCCUUACCCAAAUAAGGGCAGCACUGACAGCCUAUAAAAUUACUGAAAUGCUGUAAAAUCAUUGAAAACAGUUACUGCAUGACUGACAGCUGUUUGGAGUGGGUGAUUAUGUUUUCAGAUGUCUUUAGCAGUGAUUUUUGAGCAGUUUUGCAUGUGGAUUUGGUACUGAUGCUUUUCUCCCACUGCCUUUGGCUUUAGGACAGCAGUGCUGUAUUCCUGAUCUGGAGCACAGAACCAAAGGAUUUUCCUGCUGCUGCUUUGUCAGUGCAUUUGAGCAAAAAGAACUAAACUAGCAAAAAGAACUAAACUAGCUUUAAUAUCUCCAGCAAAACACACCAGUGUCAAGAGCCCACAGUUAAUUUUGUCCUAACCUAAGGGUUAGUGUGGUUUGUGUGUCGGUUCCUUUUUGUUCCUUGGUGGAAGGUUCUGGUUAAAGCCAUAGGAUUUUGCCAGUUGGUUUUUUUCUGACAGAGCUUUCCUUCUGCAGGCAAACCAUGGCUGUGUGUUCUGUUUGUUUUCUGGAGCAGCCCCAUGUCCAUGGAGAGAAUCCUGCUUUUUCCAUGGCCCUGUGCUGUCACUGUCCCUGCCCCUGCUUGGCUGUCAGCUUUCCUGUCCACAGCAGCACACAGGAAUUUUUAUGCCUGGUGUCUGUGCCUGUGUUGGUGUCUCACAGCAGAAGCAGAGCAGGAAUGACAUCAGCCUUGUCAGCACUUUCACCUCAUCCCAUGGAGGACAGAACUGGGAAAUGCUGAGAGCCAGCUCCUACAGUGGUAUGUGGGAAAUUGCCUGAGUAGUGAUUUCAGUCACUGCAUGUUGGCUUUGCUUUUCAUAAAGGUUGGUUUGGGAUAUUAUUACUUCUGUUUUAAUUAUUGCACGGCCUUCAGGAAAAAUUCUUAUCUACUUUUUUCCUAUUUUCCUCAUAUGGGCUGUAUGUGCAGAGCCCUUUGGGCCAGGCCUCAGCUGGUAUAAAUUCCAGUUGUAAGUAUAAUUGAGCAACAUGUCAAAAUGAAAAUCAAUUCUAAAAAUAACUCUGCCUCAGAAAAACAAUGAAUUUAGGAAAAAUGAGAACAAAAGCAUAUUCUGAACUUUACUUUUAAGCAGAGAAGUGUGUUCAAUUGGUAAACAAUAGAAUAGAAUACCUUAUUGAAAAAAUCCUUUCAGUUGGAGACUUAGAUCCCUCCUUUCCAUUUAAGUAAUUGAAGUCAAGACCCUUUCAAGUUGAAAAGAGAUUUUGAAAUAUUUGAAGCCACAGACAAAGUUUAUUUUUAAAACAUAUUUAAAAAUUGCACAGUUAUAAAUACAAUUAAUAAAUACAAUUUAAUAUGUGGAAAAGAACCCAAGGAAGGCAUGCUUCCAUUACAGUACAAAAAUACUACAUUAAGUGUGGUGCUUUGCAAAUAGUCAUCUAUGACCUUAAUAAACUUAACACAUCCAGUAUGCACAUCAUUCUUUUUUGAGGAAAUAGAUUAUUUUAAACAGCAGUGCAGGGAAACACCAAAUUAAAGCAUCAGUAAACUAUAGUCUGUGUUUAAUAUUGUACACAGCUGAUAAUGCACGAAGCAUACAGAGGCAGAGUUACCUGUGGUAAGAAACUGACCUUGCACCCAGGAUGUUCUUACAUUCAGAUUCUGAAUCUGGGUCAGUGUGAGCCUUGGGAAGGGAAUGUAAACAUUCAGGUGUGGGGCUGAGCUCCCACCUGGGCAGUGCUGCCCAGCCCUGCCUGCGCUGCCCCACGGGCCCAGGGAGCUCUGCAGGCUGUGCAGCAGCAGCAGGGCUCUUCAGAUGGCCCAGGUGAAAGGAUCUGCCAACCCUGGAAUCACUUCUUUCCUCUAUGUUGGCUUAAAAAUAAAGCCAAAAGAACUGAUGCAAGAUUGCAAAGGUUUUCAAACAGUUUACAGCAUAUAGAAGAAGCCACACAGAAUGCCUCUCAAAACUAUAUAGUUUUAUUUUACUCUAGAUAUGUUAUACUCUGAUAUAUAAAAUAUAUUUAUAAAUUUUUUUUAUUUUUCUGAAUUUACAAUAGCUUACUGAUAUUAAAAAGGCUAUUUAAAUUAAAGGUUCAGCCAAUGUCGAUGGCAUUCUGUAAAUGUAGAAGGGGAAAAGAGAUCAAAGCACAUCAAGUCUUGACCAUGCAAGCUUGCUCAAUGGGCUGUCACAUAUUGCAAGCAUUUGUAAUGUUACAGCAUAUUGUAGGAAAAUUUAGAUUCCUUCUGUCUCUUUACCUUGCCUAACACCUGUUACUUUGUGGGCUGAGGCUCUGAAGCUUCCCAUGGAUUCUCUGACAUGCCUAUUUUUCAUUUUCCUACCUUUGUUCAAAGUGUCAGUGAUCUCUUCAUGCAUGGCACUCCUGUUCUCUCUGAUUUAUUUCACCAGUCCAAAAAUCAGUAGAACCAUAAUGAAGGAAUCUGAUUCUAGCCUAGGUAAGGUUUGAAUAGUAGAUAAUACUGUAUUGCAUAUCCACCAUUUUUUUUUCACAACGUGCAGUGCAUUUUGUCUUACCAUUUUUGUGAAUAAUUGGUAUAUUAUUAACAUUUAUUACAUAGAUUCACUGUACAGACUGCUAAGCUGACAACACUGGUGACCAGAAAUCACAUUUUUUCAACUGUGCAGGUAAUUCAUGCGAAAAUAACUAAUAUGUCUCGUUUUGCAGAUGCAAGUUUGGGCAAAAGAGAUCUACAACCAAUUUAUGCUCUGCUCCAUUUCUCACUGGCUCCAGCAGACAAUGAUUGAGGCCUCAGGCUCUGGCUGUACCAGUGAGGACAGCUGCUGUUAUUUCUGCCAUGGAGUGCGCUGUGGAUAUUCCUAGGAUAGCUGGCUGUUCUGUGGUUGAGACUAGAGUUGAAAAUGUGAAAAUCCAAACAACCCAGCUUCACUGUGAAAGCUGUGCAGAUUUAGCUUUUUCAUUCUUGAGAGGGUCCUGCUCUCAGGACUAAAAAGCAGGACUAAAACAUGUCUGCAAAAGCUGCUAUACAGAUGUCUGUUAUUAAUUAAACACUUGGAGCAACAGUGAAACCCACAACACAAAGUGAAUUCUAAGGAGGGGAUUUUAAAAGGGCUCUGUGUUUGGUCUGGCCUGUUCCAGGUAAUAUGAACAACUCAGAUUUGAGUCUGACAGAUGCAAAGGACUUGUAAAAUGUUCCACAGAUGAUGUGAAUCAAUAGUUUUGGAAUAGCCUAUGUGUGAGCCUUCUGCAUGCAUUCUCUAAACACAUGCUCAGGUAGUGUUGCUGCAUGCUGGGGGUUAAUAUUGCAGAGUGGUUACUGGUUAAUGCAGUUGCAUGCAAUAUUGUCACAUGAGCUUUUGUGUCAUUUGAACCUCCCCCUC
Zonotrichia albicollis (white-throated sparrow) is the source of this 10516-nucleotide messenger RNA. Lineage: Eukaryota; Metazoa; Chordata; Aves; Passeriformes; Passerellidae. The record is from RefSeq and is a predicted model, not a curated record.